GAGUCUCUGUCCCAUCAUGGCAGUUGACGCACCCAAAUAGUUGCUCCACCGAUUCGCCAAACCUUCACCAAAAUCAAAAGACCGAAAUCGGCCUGCGUUCUCAUUCGAUUUGUGCUCGUCAUCUGUUUGGAGGUGGGAUCAAUGGGCAAUACAUCUUCGAUGCUCACUCAGUACGACAUCGAAGAGGUUCAAGAGCACUGCGAUCAUACGUUUUCUCAGCAGGAGAUUGUCUCGCUGUAUAAGAGGUUCUGUCAGCUUGAUCGGAAUGGCUGCGGCUUCAUAUCUGGCGAUGAGUUCCUGUCCGUUCCUGAAUUUGCCGUCAAUCCUCUCACUCAGAGAUUGUUGAGGAUGCUGGAUGGAUUGAAUUUUAAAGAAUUUGUAGCAUUCUUGUCUGCAUUCAGUUCUCGGGCAAGCUUCCAACAAAAAGUGGAAUUCAUCUUCAAGGUUUAUGAUUCGGAUGGCAAUGGGAAGGUCGCAUUUAAUGAUAUGUUGGAUGUUUUACGGGAUUUGACUGGACAGUUUAUAUCUGAACGACAAAGGGAGCAAGUUCUUCUUCAUGUGCUUGAGGAAGCAGGCUACACAAAGGAUUCUUUGUUAGUUCCAUCUGAUUUUGUGAAGAUUUUGGGCAAUUCUGGUUUGGAGAUGGAGGUUGAGGUCCCAGUAGAUUAAAAUGAGGGUAAUGAUUUGAGUCAUGAUCUCUACAAUAUCUAAGCUCCGGAGCACCUGUAUUGUUUCUGAAUUGAUGCCUGUUUACAAAACUUGAUCCUGGUUGUGUUUGUAGUUUUCAUCCUGCAAUUGGGCAAAUCCUUAUGGCAUAGGGCAUCUAGUUAACCUAGUGUUCCCUUGUUAGCUAGUGAUGUACAGCUUCCGCAGUUGAAUUGGAGUGAUGGCUGACAUUUAUUUCAUAGCUACAUAUCACACUGAUACUGCUUCUUCUUAUGCUA
Messenger RNA from Diospyros lotus (date-plum), 944 nucleotides. RefSeq lists its product as uncharacterized. The record is from RefSeq and is a predicted model, not a curated record. NCBI's taxonomy places the organism in Eukaryota, Viridiplantae, Streptophyta, Magnoliopsida, Ericales, Ebenaceae. Bases 142 to 669 code for a protein of 175 amino acids. The transcript has 6 exons. Gene Ontology annotation, molecular function: calcium ion binding.